UCUAAAAACCCUUACUGGCGUGUGCGCGUGCGAGAGUGUCGGUUUAGUGAAGGGAAGAAAACGGGUGGAUUUCUAAAGUAAGGCUCUGCUCCACCAAAAUGGGCAGUAAACAUCUUCUUCACGUCCUAAGGGCUGCACAGGGAUCGGGGAGGCAGUAGAAUGAUCUAUCGCGGAUCAGUCGGACACAUCGGGUGAAGAGUUGUUGAACAAAGAGAGGAGUGGAGGAGGAGGAGGUGUAAUGGCUACUCGGGCACAGAGACGAGCCGCUCCGAGCAUGAACCCGGAGCAGCACGACGACGACUCCGACACCGAGGAGACACACCUCGGGCUGAAGAAAUCAGACGGACGGGAGCCACAGAUCAUCCACAGCGGUCAUUUCAUGGUUUCCACCCCUCACAUCGAGCAUCCGCCGAAGAAAGGCUACGACUUCGACACUGUUAAUAAACAAACUUGUCAGACUUAUCACUUCGGCAAGGCGAGCGCAUCUCAUCUGUCCAUCGACGCGUCCCUCACCAAACUCUUCGAGUGCAUGACCCUCGCUUACAGUGGGAGAUUGGUGUCCCCAAAAUGGAAAAACUUCAAGGGCCUGAAACUUCUCUGGAGGGACAAGAUUCGCCUCAACAAUGCCAUCUGGAGGGCUUGGUACAUUCAGUAUGUGGAGAAAAGAGAGAACCCAGUCUGCCAUUUCGUUACACCUUUGGACGGGACCAUGGAUUCUGGAGUCCAUCGACCUGCGGAGGCAAUAGCUACAGAAGGGAAAUACUGGAAGAGACGAAUCGAAAUCGUUCUCCGAGAAUACCAUAAGUGGAGGACAUACUUCAAGAAAAGGUUACAGAAGCACAAAGACGAUGAUCUUUCCAGCCUUCUCAAGGGGGCAGAGGAGCAGUUCUCGCUUUUUGGCGAAGUACAUCCCGACAUCCUUCGUAUGCCCUAUUAUCAGGACGACGAGGCAGUAGGCUACACUCGCCGCAGCUCCCGCAGGAGCCAGGACUCUCCCAUGCCCAUGGAGAUGGACCCCAUCUUCGACAUGGACGUGCUCAUGUCCGAGUUCUCAGACACGCUCUUCUCUACACUUUCCUCUCACCAGCCCAUUGCUUGGCCUAAUCCCAGAGAGAUCGCACAUGCAGGUAAUGCAGACAUGAUCCAGCCUGGACUCAUCCCGCUGCAGCCCAACCUGGACUUCAUGGACACUUUCGAGCCUCUUCAAGAUCUGUUUCACACCCUGCGUCAGCCCUCCUACCCCACCACCUCACCCACUGCCCCAACCACCACUCCCUUAUCCAGCAGCAGUAGCAGCACCCAAACACAGACUUCGUUGUUGUCUCCAGUUAACCUGCCCACAGAACUGUCCAUCUCUCAGGCCCCAAGUCCUCCUUCAUUACGCAGUCGGAACAACCUAAGCUCUGUAGGCCCAGCCUACCAACAGGACUACAUGCCUCUUUUCACAGAACAAAUAGCGCCCCAGCCCACUACGGCCCCCAUCAUGCCACCCCCAGCCCCUCUGCCUCCUCCGCCCUCUCACUCGCUGCAGUGCCAGGCCGUGGGGGCUGUCCCCAGGAGCUCGUCUCCAUCCAUGGUCAAACACAGUGGCCCUUCCUCAGUGACACCCAGGUCACACUUCACCAUUUCACCCAGAACUUCUCGCCAGGAUCAGGCGAUCUCGUGUAUCUCUUUGUCCCCGCAGCCUCAGAGCUUUGCCCUGCCACGACCCAUCCAGCCUGCUGGCUCUGCUAAAAAGAGUCGCCACGUGCCCAUAGUCCCAGCCACUCCAGUUCCAUCACCUCACCUCAUACUGACAGGUCCUGCUGGUGCUGUUCUUGUUACUCAGUCUCCUCUUAAAACCGAUGUGCCCUCUACUGCCGGUAUGGUCAUCACCUCCGCCAGCAUCCAACACGGAUCUGGCUUCCACAUUCUCCCACCAAGUCAGAACUCUGCUCAGCACAUUGUGCCCAAAGAGGAAACAACUUUAUCCAGUAAUAAAAGCUCAGUUCCUGCAGCUUGCACAACAUUAGAUGGACGAACUUCUGGUCAAGGCUCACCUUUAGGGGCAGAGCAGGUCCCGAGCCCACAGUCUCCUCUCAGCAGCUGCACUUCAGUCCUGGCCAAGAGCGAGCCGAAUCCGAAUCGUCGCGUGAAACACAAAUCGGCCGAGCAGAAACGCCGAUCCAACAUCAACGUCGGCUUCAAGACGCUGUGCAGCCUGGUUCCCUCUCUCAAAUCACAGUCAAAUAUCAGUAAUGCUACAACCCUUCAGAAGACAGUGGAGUACAUCGGAAAGCUGCAGCAGGAGAGGCACCAAAUGCAGGAGGAGACCAGGAGACUGCGGGAGGAAAUCGAGGAGCUCAAUGCAUCCAUCAGUUUGUGCCAGGAACAGCUUCCAGCCACCGGAGUCCCCAUUACACGAAACCGAUUUGACCACAUGAAGGAGAAGUUUGAUGAGUAUGUAAAGAACAGAACUCUCCAGAACUGGAAGUUUUGGAUCUUUAGCAUCAUCAUCAAGCCUCUGUUUGAGUCCUUCAACGGGAACGUGUCCACCACCAACAAGAGCAAGUUGUGUGAGACCACCAUGCAGUGGCUGGACCGAGACUGUACGCUGCCCGUCCUCAGACCCAUGGUUUUAAGGACACUGAGACAGCUAAGCACCACCACGUCCAUUCUGACUGACCCAACACUCCUUCCAGAAGAAGCUAAGCAGGCCGUCGUCAACUCCAGGCACAACUCCACGAAGUCCUAGUGUGUCUCUUACCUGCUCUCAGGUCCUUACCUGGGAAAUCUCUCACCAAGUCCUAGCAGUUUUGUUAAGACAGAACAUGGGGAGACCUUUGGGUGCCGUCUGCACUGAGGAUGGCAAGGAAGAACACUCCUCUAGCGUGGUUGAUUCCGUCUGCUUAAGUGAUUAUAUAUAUAUAUAUAUAUAUAAUCACUUAAGCAGACGGAAUCAACCACGCUAGAGGAGUGUUCUUCCUUGCCAUCCUCAGUGCUUUUACAGCAAUACAAGAGAACCAGAGUUUUUUUUGUUUUUGUUUUUUUAACAGUGUUAAAAGGGCUGCUAUAGACAUAACCCACUUUUGUUUUAAAGGGAAACCGAAGUCAAGUGCUUCUUAAGAAAAGGUUCAAAAGGGAAUUGCCUUAACAGAGUCUGCCAGUUGAUAUGGAUAACGGCUUCGGUUUGUAAUCCUUACAACGAUGUUCUGUUAAACGAUUUUUUAUCCACUUUUAUCCAAAGUGAUUUUAAUAUAAGCAGUUUGAGGGAUUCGAGCUCAAAUCAGUGUCAGUCUUCCAGUCCGAGGAUCUUCUGAUCGCUGAUCUUGCCGAUGAGUAAAAGUGUUUCUUGCACUACACCUUUACAGGAGUUUAAAGCCUUACAAAGACUCUUUUUAAGCACUAUUAAUAAAUGUUUUGGACACGAAGCCUUUUCUGUCUUCCCAGCUGUGAAAUUCAUCCUGCCAUUAAGCUCCCCUGUGUCCUCUCCUGUAUUUUAGAGCAUCAAGUGAGAUUUGCCUGUUCACUAAAGAGAAGCCUUAUAUACAGCAGGGCUACGAAUAAACUUGCUCAAAGAAUAUUAUCAUAUGUACUAUUUUUAUUUUUUAUUUGUUUGUUUGUAGUCACAAUUUCAAGAUUAUUGCAUUCUGCAUAAAAAAAAAGAAAAGAAAA
Messenger RNA from Hemibagrus wyckioides, 3654 nucleotides. RefSeq names its product MLX interacting protein (gene mlxip). Gene Ontology annotation, biological process: regulation of transcription by RNA polymerase II. NCBI's taxonomy places the organism in Eukaryota, Metazoa, Chordata, Actinopteri, Siluriformes, Bagridae. The transcript is spliced from 17 exons. The record is from RefSeq and is a predicted model, not a curated record. Gene Ontology annotation, cellular component: nucleus. Gene Ontology annotation, molecular function: protein dimerization activity; RNA polymerase II cis-regulatory region sequence-specific DNA binding; DNA-binding transcription factor activity, RNA polymerase II-specific. The coding region runs from base 239 to 2734 and encodes 831 amino acids.